Molecule: messenger RNA, 1032 nt
Organism: Triticum turgidum subsp. durum (durum wheat)
Lineage: Eukaryota; Viridiplantae; Streptophyta; Magnoliopsida; Poales; Poaceae
Source: the annotation of a GenBank genome assembly
AUGUGGUUGACCCCGGUAAUCCUGCGGCACCUUCUCAGUCGAGUCUGCACUGCAUAUAUCCUUCACUUGACCGUGGCUGGCCCCGCACACUACAGUCACUCACUUCACUCGCCAGGAGCCAUGGCCUUGGCUAGGGAGCGCCUCCUAGCCAGCCUAUCGGCUCUUGCGCUGAUGAUCGCCGCCUGGGCCUCUCCGGUUGCCGGUGGUCACCCGGCGGACCAGCUGCAGAUACUGUGGGGGCAGACGAAGGUGCUCAGCGACGGCAACGGCGACCAGACCAUCGCGCUGAUGCUGGACCACGCCAUGGGGUCGGCUUUCAAGUCCAAGACCUCCUACCUCUUUGCCCGGAUCGACGUGGACAUCAAGCUCAUCCCCAGGAACUCCGCCGGCACCGUCACCACCAUAUAUAUGAUCUCGGAGAAGGACUGGAAGACCCACGACGAGAUCGACCUCGAGUUCCUGGGCAACGCCACCGGCCAGCCCUACACCCUGCACACCAACAUCUUCGCCAACGGCGAGGGCGGCAGGGAGGUGCAGUACCGCCUCUGGUUCGACCCCACCAAGGACUUCCACACCUACUCCAUCGUCUGGAACACAGACGAGAUCCUGAUCCUGGUGGACGGCGUGCCGAUCCGGCAGUUCAAGAACCACUGGGACGCCGGGGUGCCCUUCCCGGUGUACCAGCCGAUGCGGCUGUUCGGGUGCCUGUGGGACGCAGACGACUGGGCCACGCAGGGCGGGCGCGUCAAGACCGACUGGUCGCAGGCGCCGUUCGUCGCCUACUUCCGGAACUACACCGCCUCCGGGUGCGCCCCGAGCGCCGGCGGCUCGUGGGCUUGCGGCCCGGACCCCUCCGGCUCCGGCGGCAGCAGCGGCUGGAUGGACCGGGCACGGGGAGGAGGGCGGCUGGACGACGACGUGAAGCAGCAGCAGCAGCUGAGGGAGGUGCAGGGCAAGUACAUGAUCUACAACUACUGCACCGACGAAAAGAGGUUCCCCAAUGGCUUCCCGAAGGAGUGUGGGCUCGCUUAG